UCCGGUAGAAUAAUUUUAGUUCAGUAGAGAACUUUGUGCGGUCAACAUCGAACGCUAGAAUCACAGAAUCGGUGGUCACGCGUUUACUCUUUGGCUGCAUUCCAUCACUUCCUCUUUACAAAACUCACUCGUGUCACUAAGUCUAUUCUUUUCCCCUCUCGGUGUGUUCUUUGUCUGUACCAAAAAACCAAAAGAAAAGUGAAAAUCUGUCAAUCAGAAGCGUGAAAACAGUUUUUUGUCAAUGAGUGCAUCUAUGUUCUACUCCCAUUUGUGAUUGUCAGCAUUGUUCUCCGAAAGUGUUAUAUCUGCCAGUUUGUUUUUUUUUAAGUGGAUUAAAUGACAAUUACUCCUCCUGUUUCUGAAGGUAAAAGUGUCAUCAAUAUUUAUACGAAAAGCAAUUCUGACCUCGGUGCUAUCUAUUUAGAAUGCAGUAGAAAUCGCGGCAACAGCUGUGACACGCAGAAUCCACCCGCGUACAAAUCGGCGAUGUUUUAAAUGCAAAGACAGGCAGUAGUUUGCCUUCCGUCGUCGUCGUUGCCAGUGGAUCAUCCUCUUCAGCACCGGUGGAAGCCCGGUCGGGUGAAAAACAAACCAGGCCAAGUUCGAACCAUCGCCGGGUGCCGGUCGACUAGUGUUUCGUGAUACAUAUAUAAGUUAGUGAUACAUCAAUUGAAACCAAUUACUAGCGAAGUGUGAGCGCGAAGCAAAGUGAGUAUCAGUCUGUCUGUCGGUCGGUUGGUCGGUCGGUAUAAAACCAAUCAACGCACAGCACAGUGAAAUAGCAAAACGUAACAUAAAUAGCUAGACUCGUACAGUUUAGUGUUGGUGCUAAAUCAGCCGGUCGGAUCAAUUGGAAUCAAACGCAUUGUUAGGCGAAUCAAAGGCGGUUACUGAUGGGUAGCCGAAGCGACCGCAAACCAGCAACGCCGGUGCCACGCUUCUUAUUCUAGAUGAAAGGACCCAGCAGGACCAAAUGUCGCAUCGUUAGGCGCUUGUUUUUAUUUUUCGCCACCCUCUCAAUCAUCCCGUUCACGGUGCUCUAUCUGGUCACCUCGGAACAUCUGGUUCGGUUCAGGGCAUACAAUUACGGUGCAGGCACCAAUGGCUCCCGACAUCCACUUCAGUUUCAUGCAGUGCAUCAUCCAGCGUCACAGGGCCAUCGUAGCCACAAUGGCUACCAUGCAGAGCACAAUAAUCUCCAGGCACAACACGCAGACCAACAACAGCACCAUAGAACUAUUAAGAACGGCACCGGCAACCAGUAUAUGAUAGACUUGGAGUUCAUGAAGCACCGGAUGGAGAACCGAGUGGCACGUUUGAAAGAAAAGUGCAGUGACUAUAGAUUAAAUGAACCGAAACAGAACUACAAACCCAAAGCAUGGGAAUAUCUCAUCAAUCGCGAGUACCAUCUGGUAUGGUGCAACGUAUUCAAGGCCGCCUCCACCUCUUGGAUGUACAACUUCAACUUGUUGGCGGGCUAUACGCCUCAGUUCCUUAGAAAGACCAAAGAUGUUCCACUGCAGCUAGCACGUCAAAAGUAUCCUAGGCCCUCGGUGGACACGCUCCGCGAGGCCAUUAACGGCUCGAUCUCAUUCGUUAUCGUGCGGCAUCCGUUCGAAAGACUGGUUAGCGCUUACAAAGAUAAGAUCCAAUACGCACUGCCGAACUCGCACCAUCACAAGCUCGGCAUACGAAUUAUUCAAAAAUACAGGAAGGUCAUUAAGGGUCAGCCCUGGAACACGCAAAAGUAUCCCACAUUCCCCGAGUUCGUCAAUUACCUGCUGGACGAGGUUCGACACCCGCACGCCGAGAUCGAUAUGCACUGGAUCCCGGUGACGUACUUCUGUACACCCUGUUUCUUCCACUACGAUGUGAUAGCCAAGUUCGAGACGCUGGAGGAGGACCAAUCCUACCUGAUCUCGGUGGCCCAGUUAGGAAAGAUUAUCAAACCCCAGUGGAAAAAUGCCGGCAAGGGAGCGCACACCAACGAAGUGGUGCUGAAACUUUUCUCCGAGCUGGACGAGGAACAGCUGCGGGGAUUGUACGAAUACUACAAGUACGACUUUGAGCUGUUCGGUUACAGCGUGGAGGAGUACUUUACCAGUAGAGUGGCACACUGAAAAAAAAACAAUUUUACGAUUCGUCAAAUUAUUACUGUUUAUAGUGAGACCAAUUAGAAGCGCGCAAAAUAAGCAGCUGUUUUAAGCAUACUUAUCACUUUAUAGGCAUCGAAUGCUAAAGUAUAAAAGUUUGGUUUGAGUAAAAAAAAACAAGACGACAGACGGGAUGAAAAUCGUAUUUUUAUAUUGCAAAAGACAUACAUUUUAGACGUCCAGUAGAGUGUAGGAUUAGGCUAUUGGCGAAAGUUUCUCUUUGAUAGUAUUAGACAAUAGGCAAUAAGGCAUUGUCAAAGGACGAGAGCAGAUUUUUGUUUGCUCUAGAACACAGAGAGUAAUAGAAAAAAUACGUUUAAAGACAAAAUUAUUAAUUUGGAGAAUUUUCUUGAGAAAGAGAAUUGAUGAAAUACCUACAAUCUCUUCCAAUUUAGAAGUUCGAAAGGUGACACUCUUUUAAAGGAGGAAUACUAAGAUGGCUAACGGGGUAAUAUGAGCACUCGUCAAGUAAGCAUCCAAAAUGAUACAUUAAGGCGACAACCUCAAGCUUUAAAUCGAUUUCACCUAAGUUUCAUGACGAUGUGCACUCAGUGCACUGCGCGGCCUCAAUAUGAUUAGGAGCAGCUCCUGAUCAUUUCAUUUCAGAUAAACUCUCACGUGGCACUAUGAAACUGUUUUCUAAGAAAAACAAAAAUUUAAGCUGUCUUCACAUUAAUAUUCUGAACUAGGAGAGCUUUUACGGUAUGACAUUUGUUAUAUCUGGGGAAAAAAUCAGAUCUCACAUCCACUCAUCGAGUCAACGGAAUCUGUAGAAUAUAAUUGGCGAGUCGAACUCAAAAAAAAAAACGA
Molecule: messenger RNA, 2963 nt
Organism: Topomyia yanbarensis
Lineage: Eukaryota; Metazoa; Arthropoda; Insecta; Diptera; Culicidae
Product: carbohydrate sulfotransferase 11
Exons: 6
Coding region: 951-2120 (389 amino acids)
Biological process (GO): carbohydrate biosynthetic process
Cellular component (GO): membrane
Molecular function (GO): sulfotransferase activity
Source: RefSeq, a predicted model, not a curated record